This is a messenger RNA of Paramecium sonneborni, 916 nucleotides long. The record is from the annotation of a GenBank genome assembly. NCBI's taxonomy places the organism in Eukaryota, Ciliophora, Oligohymenophorea, Peniculida, Parameciidae.
AUUAUUUAUGCCAAUCGUAUAAGGAAAAGCAAAGUUGUGGCAUCCAACAUAAGAAGAAUAAGUAAAAAUUUAAGAAUUUAUAAAAAGGAUGCUUAUGAUGAUAGAAUGAUUGCAAAUAUUGAAUUAAAAUCAUUGGAUUUUGAUGAUGAGAACUUUUCACCAGUUUUCAAUAGAAGCAAAAAAGAAUUCUUUUUGUAAGCAAGUGAGAAAUACAAAAAAGAUUUAUCAAAAGUAAUAAAGUUAUUAGAUAAAUUUAGCUAGCACGACCAUUCUAAUCAUAUUCAUGUGAAGAAUUUGUUAACAAAUAUAUAUUUAUUAAGCCUAAUCAUACAUAUUGGAGAGAGUGGACAGUUACCAAAUGGUUGUCAGGUUUUGGAUUAGGAUAUUUGGUGUUAAGAGAAGUAUUAAAUUAUCUGGAAAAUAAAUUAGUUACCAUUACGUAAUUUUUAUGCAAGAGUCUUUGUAAUGUGGAUCUUUUUAGCAAAGUUGAGUGAUCAUUUUAGUUCAAUUUUACCUUAUCAUGGUAAAUUAGUAAUAUCUACUCAAUCGGAUAGAUUUUCAAAGUAAAUAAGAAUAAAUAUGAUUUUAGCAAAGAUAUAAAUCAAUAUCAUAAUGUGUGCAGUGCAUUACACUUCUUAGAGAUGCCAACCUUUUAGAAUAGAAUAUCAGAAUCUCUUGCUUGGAGAGCCAAAUAGCCAGCCCACUUGUUAUAUAAUGAUACAAAUUGGUGUUUACAUAUUCUUAAAAAAUGGCAUGGUCGUCCAACUCAUAUUGCACAUUGGGUAUUUUUUUAUUAAUUUAUAUUUCAGGAUGGUACAUUCAAUCAACCAUUAGAAAGAUUAGCUGAUCCAUAUCAUAAAGAUGCUCAUUUUAUUCAUUGGAUUUGAGUUAUUUUUCAUACAAAAGAUAAAUAUGG